UGUCUUGCAGUCGACCACAUCCCAAGGCAUCCCCGCCUUCGCGAUCCGCGUUAUCUCCGUGCUCUUGCCGAGUUGUAUUACGUGUCUGCUCCCUGUUCGUGAGCACACGCGGAGCGGGCUGGGCACUGUCCCUCUGAGGUAAAGGUCGGCGGGGAGGUCGGAAUCAUCAGUGUUUUGUGCGCAAGUUGCAGUCGGCUGCACCCUGCUCGCGUUUAGCCAACGAUCGUGUUCGAUCUCUCACCUCACCUCCUUCUGCCAUAGCCGGAGGUGCCGUCUUUCCCACCAAUUCGUCUUUCCCUCGAUCUAGUACGAGAGAAGAAGGAAGAUGGGUUCCGACGCUUCCGCCGCUCCCUUGGUCGUGUCUUUCGGCGAGUUGCUGAUCGACUUCGUCCCGACCGAGAACGGCUUGUCGCUCGCGGAAGCGCCCGCCUUUAAGAAGGCCCCCGGCGGCGCGCCGGCCAAUGUGGCUGCGGGGAUUGCUAAAUUGGGCGGGAAGGUUGCUUUUAUCGGCAAGGUCGGGGAUGAUGAGUUCGGCCGCAUGCUGGCGGGCGUAUUGGAGUCGAACAACGUCGAUGUCUCUGGCAUGACCUUUGACAAAAAUGCGCGAACGGCGCUGGCCUUCGUGACUCUGAAGAUGAACGGCGAGCGGGAAUUCAUGUUUUACAGGAAUCCCAGCGCCGACAUGUUGUUGACUCCUGAGGAGCUGGACAGGAAGCUCAUCACCGACGCCGCCAUCUUCCACUACGGGUCGAUCAGCCUUAUCACAGAGCCCUGCCGGUCAGCGCACAUCGAGGCCAUGAAGAUUGCCAAAGCGGGAGGAGCUAUCUUGUCUUACGAUCCGAACCUCCGUCUUCCCCUCUGGUCGUCCGCAGAGGCCGCCAAGGAAGGUAUCCUUAGCAUCUGGAAUGAGGCGGACAUAAUUAAGGUGAGUGAUGAGGAGCUCAUGUUCCUGACUGGCGAGAAGGAGGUCAGCGAGAAGGUUGCUCGCAGCCUGUGGCACGAUGGACUGAAACUCCUCCUGGUUACCCGUGGAGAGGAUGGUGCUGAUUACUACACCAAUUCCUUCGGCGGACAUGUGGACUCGUUCAAGGUCAAAGCCAUCGACACUACUGGGGCAGGAGACGCAUUUGUCGCCGGAUUGCUUGUCCGCGCUGCCGCGGAUCCUUCGAUCCUUGAGGACGAAGCGAAACUCAAGUCCACGCUGCGAUUCGCGUGUGCGGCGGGCGCUAUCACCACUACUGAGAGAGGCGCUAUCCCAGCUCUCCCUACCCCUGACGCUGUGCUCGCACUGCUCGCUAAGGAAGCUGCUAUCUGAUGAGUGUUGUGAUUGCCUUAUUAGCUUGACAUAUUCCAGCUCAUUCUCUCUCCUUUUCCUCUGUGUGUGUGUGUGUGUGCGUGUGUGUGUGUGUGUGUGAGAGAGAGAGAGAGAGAGAGAGAGAGAGAGAGAGAGAGAGAGAGAGAGAGAGAGAGANGAGAGAGAGAGAGAGAGAGAGAGAGAGAGAGAGAGAGAGAGAGAGAGAGAGAGAGAGAGAGAGAGAGAGAGAGAGUUCUUUCCGGUUAAAUGACGUGCGUCUGAGGAUAAAUGACGUGCGUCGGAGGAGGAGAAGUUGUGGGAAAGGACGUGGAGGAGGGUUUAGGGUCGUGAGAAGAACGAGUGCAGCGCGGAGGUGUUCUCGAUGUGAGGACGACGCGGAAUUAUGGCAUCUUUCUAUCGUGGCUAUUGAGUUGUUUCGUCGAGUGACCGCGGCCUUUCAAUUUUGUCGCGUUAGGAAGUUUUGAUAUAGUGGUCUCUGAGGCGGUCGUGGCGCUGGAUUUCGCCGGGUUUUGACGGCUCGCUGUUCUUUCGAGGAGAAUCGUUAGUUUAAGAGUAGUGAGUAUGAAAUUUGCUGUUCACCUCGGGUGAAUCAUUCUUUUUCGCGUUUUAAAGUUCUCAUGUGGGCACAAUUUCUUUAAAAUAAUGGUCUGAAUUUUCAGUUCAGAGUGUC
Chara braunii is the source of this 1985-nucleotide messenger RNA. The record is from the annotation of a GenBank genome assembly. NCBI's taxonomy places the organism in Eukaryota, Viridiplantae, Streptophyta, Charophyceae, Charales, Characeae.